AUGACCAUCACCAUCACUGUCGAAAAAGAUGGCUUCUACGAGAUCAACGGCGAGAAGCAGGAACCCGUCGUCUCGCUGUACAUGAUCGCCGGCGCAUCCAAACUACGCCGCCAAUUGACCGACACCAACGAGCUCAUCGUCUGCCCGGGUGUCUACGAUGGUCUGUCGGCCAGAAUCGCCAUGCAACUCGGCUUCAAGGCCAUGUACAUGACCGGCGCAGGAACCACCGCUUCGCGUCUGGGAAUGGCGGAUCUGGGCCUGGCGGGCCUGCAUGAUAUGCGCACGAAUGCUGAAAUGAUUGCCAACCUGGACCCGUUUGGCCCGCCGUUGAUUGCCGAUAUGGACACGGGCUACGGAGGCCCCCUCAUGGUCUCCAAGUCCGUCCAACAAUACAUCCAAGCCGGCGUGGCCGGAUUCCACAUCGAAGACCAGAUCCAGAACAAACGCUGCGGUCAUCUGGCCGGCAAGAAAGUCGUCGAGAUGGAAGAGUAUCUCACGCGCAUCCGGGCCGCCAAGAUGACCAAGGAUCGAUUGCAUUCUGACAUUGUGCUGAUUGCGCGCACGGAUGCCCUGCAGCAGCAUGGGUAUGAUGAGUGUAUCCGCCGGCUGAAGGGGGCGAGAGACAUCGGCGCUGACGUGGGGUUGCUGGAGGGUUUCACCUCCAAGGAGAUGGCGAGACAGGCGGUGCAGGAUCUGGCGCCGUGGCCGUUGCUGCUGAACAUGGUGGAGAACGGAGCAGGACCGGUGAUUACCACCAAGGAGGCACAGGAUAUGGGAUUCCGCAUUAUGAUCUUCUCGUUUGCGUGUCUGGCCCCGGCGUAUCUGGGCAUCAAGGCUGCGCUGGAGAGACUGAAGACGGAUGGGGUUACCGGCACACCAGAAGGACUGGGGCCGAGGAAGCUGUUUGAGGUGUGUGGCUUGAUGGAUUCGAUGCGGAUUGACACGGAGGCCGGGGGGGAUGGAUUCACCAAUGGGGUUUGA
Aspergillus wentii DTO 134E9 is the source of this 981-nucleotide messenger RNA. RefSeq names its product isocitrate lyase/PEP mutase family protein. Bases 1 to 981 code for a protein of 326 amino acids. The transcript has 3 exons. Gene Ontology annotation, molecular function: catalytic activity. The record is from RefSeq and is a predicted model, not a curated record. Lineage: Eukaryota; Fungi; Ascomycota; Eurotiomycetes; Eurotiales; Aspergillaceae.